AUGACUCCACCCAUCGUGUUCCCUGCUCUCAGCCCCUCCCAAGCUUCAUUAUGGCUCCACCCAUCGUGUUCCCUGCACUCAGCCCCUCCCAAGCUUCAUUAUGGCUCCACCCAUCGUGUUCCCUGCACUCAGCCCCUCCCAAGCUUCAUUAUGGCUCCACCCAUCGUGUUCCCUGCACUCAGCCCCUCCCAAGCUUCAUUAUGGCUCCACCCAUCGUGUUCCCUGCACUCAGCCCCUCCCAAACUUCAUCAUGGCUCCACCCAUCGUGUUCCCUGCACUCAGCCCCUCCCAAGCUUCCUUAUGUCUCCACCCAUCGUGUUCCCUGCACUCAGCCCCUCCCUAGCUUCGUUAUGGCUCCACCCAUCGUGUUCCCUGCACUCAGCCCCUCCCAAGCUUCGUUAUGGCUCCACCCAUCGUGUUCCCUGCACUCAGCCCCUCCCUAGCUUCGUUAUGGCUCCACCCAUCGUGUUCCCUGCACUCAGCCCCUCCCAAGCUUCGUUAUGGCUCCACCCAUCGUGUUCCCUGCACUCAGCCCCUCCCAAGCUUCGUUAUGGCUCCACCCACCGUGUUCCCUGCACUCAGCCCCUCCCAAGCUUCAUGAUGGCUCCACCCAUCCCCCUCCCAAGCUUCGUUAUGGCUCCACCCAUCGUGUUCCCUGCACUCAGCCCCUCCCAAGCUUCAUUAUGGCUCCACCCAUCGUGUUCCCUGCACUCAGCCCCUCCCAAGCUUCAUUAUGGCUCCACCCAUCGUGUUCCCUGCACUCAGCCCCUCCCAAGCUUCGUUAUGGCUCCACCCAUCGUGUUCCCUGCACUCAGCCCCUCCCAAGCUUCGUUAUGGCUCCACCCAUCGUGUUCCCUGCACUCAGCCCCUCCCAAGCUUCGUUAUGGCUCCACCCAUCGUGUUCCCUGCACUCAGCCCCUCCCAAGCUUCGUUAUGGCUCCACCCAUCGUGUCUCUUUUGUAA
Messenger RNA from Oncorhynchus mykiss (rainbow trout), 963 nucleotides. The record is from RefSeq and is a predicted model, not a curated record. Lineage: Eukaryota; Metazoa; Chordata; Actinopteri; Salmoniformes; Salmonidae.